GGUAAUGAUGAUAAACCACCACAAUCAUCGAAUCAAUCAUUAUUCAAUGAUACAUUAAUCUAUUUGGAUAGAUUUUUUGAUAAAAAUCCAUUUUUCACUACAACAAAUCAAGAAUCAAAAUUGGAAAAUGAUCAACGGAAUGUAUCUAUUGAAAAAAUUGAUAAAACAGAAUUACCUAUACUUACCAUGAAUUAUAUUUAUAAUAAUCAUUCGGAACGAAUUUUAAAUCAAAUUUUAAAAGAUGAAAAAAUGUCCAUCGAUUGGCAUCCGAUAUUGAAUACGAUGGCAAAACAAAUUGCCGAUACGAUAAAAUUACCACAAUUUUUAUAUCUACAUUCCAUCGAUAGUUAUUAUCAACUAAACACUGAUUCAUCAAUUAUAUCACCAUCAUCGAAUGAAAUUUGUCCAUAUCCAAUGGAUAUAAGAAAACGUGUAAAAAUCAAAAGCAUUCUGAAUGGUUCGAAAAAUGAUUGCACAAUCAUACAAGGAUUGGUAUUUACGAAAAAUGUUGCACAUAGAAAAAUGCGUACAAAUAUUGAUCAACCACGAAUAUUAUUGUUUGCUUGUUCUAUUGGUUAUGAUGAACGUCGACGAUCACAACCAUCAUCAUCAUCGACAUCACAAUUUAAAUUAACAUUAUUUGAUUCAAUGCGUCUACAGGAAACUGAUUACAUUGCUAAUCUUGUGGCCAAAAUUGAAUUAUUACGACCAGAUAUUAUUUUUGUUCAAGGUACUGUUUCACAAACGGCAUUAGAAUUACUGCGACAGAAACAAAUAACCGUUAUAUUGAAUGUCAAAUGUUCAUUAUUGGAACGGAUUUCAUUUUUCACCAAAGCUGAAUUGAUUCAUUCACCAGAAAUGAUUCUCAAUACAACCAUUGUUGGUGGUUGUCAGAAAUUUUUUUUAAAAGAUUAUCAAAUGUCACCAGAUACGCAACAACAACAACAACAACAACAGACGAGAAGAAGAAAAAUUUAUUUUACAAAUACAAAAACAUUAAUGUUUCUUGAAGGUUGUAUUGAAAAUAUUGGCUAUUCAGUUAUAUUACGUGGUAGUACAAGAUUUCAAGAUUUUAAAAAAUUGAAAAAAAUUCUACGCUAUAUGAUGUUUGUACAUUAUAAUAAUCGUUUGGAGAAAGCCUAUCAUCAAAGUUUUAAUUGUAUGCCUAUCGAUGAAAGAAUGAUCAAUAAUAAUAAUAAUGAUGAUGAUGAUGAUGGCGAUGGCUGUGUAUCAUUAGGUCAAUAUUAUCAAAUGAUGAUUCGUUCCAAUAAUCAAACAAUUAGAAAAAUAAUAAUAAUAAUAAUAAUAGUGGUCACUGUAAUGAAAAUUUUAAAAAUUAAUGUCAAAUCAUCAUCAACGCUGACAACAAAAAUGGAAAAAGUAUCUCAACUGACCAUUAUUGAAGAUUUUUCCGAUCCACUUAGAUCAACAGUAGCAGCCACAGUAACGGAAUUGGAUCCACAAGAAAAUCAAUAUAAUAAUAAUAGUGGUCAUAAUAAAAUGACCAAUGAACCAUUAAUUCAGAUGCAAUUAUUAUCGAAAAAAUUGGCAAAAUUUUUAGAUACAAUUCCAUUAUCUAGUUCACCAUUAAUACGUUUUAAUUUACCAUUUUUAAUGUAUGAAAAUAUUCAUCACAUUUCAAGUUUACGUUUCUAUUAUCCAUUCAGGCUACUACCAUCUAAACGUCUAUUUGAACAUGAUGAUAAAAGUGGCGAUGUUUUCAUUGAUGAUGAUGAUUUUGCCAAUUAUUCAUAUCUAUUCGAUGGAAAACAAUCAUCAUCAAAUGAUGAUGAUGACUAUGGUAGUAAAAAUGAAUCAUCAAAAUUGUUAUUUUUAAAUUCACUUACUAGCCGUUAUAUGAUUGUUAAACCGCAUCCAUUUUUGAUUAAUGAUGAUUAUGAUUUCAAUCAAAAAAGUCAACAAUACAUAUCGGAUUUUCGUGCAUGUGGUCCUUAUUUACGUUAUGCACCGGAUUUUUUCACACGUAACAACGUACGUGGACAACCACCACCACCACAACAACAACAACAACAACAUUCGAAUUCGAAUUCGAAUAAUAAUCAUACAAUGAUGAUGAUUGAUGAAUGUCUAAGUAAUCUGGAACAUCAAAAUAUUUCCAUAUUAUUUUCAGUGUUUUCAUUACAAACGGAAACUGUAUUUAAUUAUUGUUUGAAACCGAAAAUAUUAUCAAUCAAUUAUUAUGGUAAUAAUGAUAUGUCAUUGGGUUCAUUUUUAUUUCUACAUUUUUUCCAUCGUCAAUCAUGUUUCAAUCAAUCAUCAAUGAUUAAUGGCCAAACAAUGGUAGUGACAAAUAAUUUUAAUCAUGCACAAGAAAUGUUUGAAAAUACUGUACUUUUCAAUAAUAAUAAUAAUAAUAAUAUGGCUACAAAUGUGGGUAGAAAAAUAUUUUGCCCUAAUGAUAAUUGUCAUAUAUCAAUGUUUAAACAUUUGAUGCGUUUCACUCAUCAUAAUGGAACAAUUACUGUGUAUCUAAAUAAAUUGAAUGAAUCACGUAAUGUUGAGAUGCCGCAUAAAAUUCUUACAUGGACCUAUUGCACGCAAUGUCAAUCAAUAUCGGAAUAUACGGAAAUGUCUGCCGAUUCUUUAGCAAUUUCAUUUGGAAAAUUUUUGGAACUAAAAUUUUUUGGCAAUCAACAUUUUAAUUAUCAAAAGUUUUUUGAUGAUGAAGAUAAUGAUGCUGAUGUUGAUGCUGAAUUGGAUGGUAAUCGAAAAAAGAAAAAUCUAUGCCGUCAUUCAUUACAUAAAGAAAGUUAUCAAUUUUUUUCAUAUGAUCAACUUGUCGUUAUUUUUAAAUAUGAACCAAUAGUAAUAUAUGAGAUUGUUACACCAGCACCUGUCAUACCGGUAACAAGAAAUCAUUUUUCAAAAACAAAAAUGAUCGAUGAUCUUAAACAAUUGACUGAACAAUGUCAUGAAGUUUUUGCUAAGAUUAAAAAUGAAUUGGAAAAAAUUCAAUUAAUGAUUCAAAAUGGAAUGACAACAUGUUCGACAGCGACUACUACUAAUACUACUACUACAUCGACAUCGAAUACAUUAUCAAAUAAUGUUGAAACAAUGAAUAAUUUGGCCAAAUUAGAAGAAUUUCAACUAAUGCAACAAAAAGAAGAAUUGGAUUUUAAUCGAAAAAUUAAAGAAAUGCAUUUUCAACUUUCUAUACCGGAAUUAAAUCAGGCAAAUGUAUUGGACCUAUUCAAUUUAGAAAAUAAUGUUGCAUUUAUUAAGAAAUUGAUUGCCGAAAUUGUUCGAUCAUGGAAUGAUCGAUUCCGUGAAUUGUUUCAAGAAGAUUCAUUUGGUGGCCAAUCAAAAAAACGUAAUAAUAUUGAUAAUAAAUUUAUAACAUCAUUUGUGAAUCGUUUUCUAUCGAAUGAUUUGGAAUCCAAAUCUAAUAAUGACAAGAAUCAUGUUGAAAAUGAGAAUAAUAAUGUGGACGUAAGUGGUAAAGAUGAUAAUUUAUCAUCAUAUUUUAGUGAUCUAAAUGAAAUUUAUGAUACAAAUUCCAUUGAAUCAUCCAAUGUGGAUAAUAAUCAAGAAAAAUCACCAAAUAAAUUGAGUUUAUUGAAAAAUAAAAUGCUUUCAAAAGUGGCACCAAAAUCAUCAUCAUCAUCAAUUGAAAUGCCAUUCGAUAAUAACAACAGCAGCAGCAAUAAUAAAAAUGUAAACAAAUCAAAUCAAAUGUUUGAACAUUAUCAGUUACCUACAUAUAAAGAUGUAUCGAUAAUUGUACGUGAUCGUGAUCUUGGUUCAAUAAUUUCCUAUUCAUUAACAACACCAGAAUAUGAACAAAAAUUGUCGGCAAUUAAAUCUGAAAUGGAAGCAAAAUCAAAUGUAAUAAAUGAAUCGAUUAAAGUGACAGCGGAAACAAACGAAAAAAACAAAAUGAAUGAUUCACAAAUGACAAAUAAUGCUUCAAUGGCAAUGGCAACUGCAACGACAAACAACAAGAAUGAACAAACAGAAUUGAAUAGCACAAGCUGUAGCAACAACAAUAAAACAGUAGCAAAAAAUGCAUCGUUAGAUCAACAACAUAAACAAAAUCAACCGCAAGAGAAAAUAAAUCAACAUAUUGAUAUUCAAUUUAAUGAUGUGAAUGCAAAAUUUUAUUGUUGUAUAUAUUUUGCUGAAUUAUUUCGAAAAUUUCGAUCAUUAAUCAUGAUUGAUGGUGGAAAUUCAGCUCGUUAUACUAUACGUGAUAAUAAUCAUCAACAACACAAUCAUUCAUCUUGUUCAUUUUCUGAAGAUCUUUAUAUUUAUUCAUUAGCAAAUUGUUUACCAUGGAAUGCUAUUGGUGGAAAAUCUGGAUCAACAUUCUUGAAAACACGUGAUGAACGUUUCAUAUUGAAAGAAGUAUUAAAAGGAGAAGUGAAACAUUUUCUUACAUUCGUUAGUGAUUAUAUUGAUUAUUGUGAACGUACAUUAUUGGAAAAAUUACCAUCCACAUUGGUCAAAGUUGUUGGUGUCUAUCAGAUUAGCUACAAGAAUACAUUGAACAAUAAAGGUUCAAUACAUUAUAUAUUGGUGAUGGAAAAUUUAUUCUAUGAAUGUAAUCAUGUAUCAUAUAUUUAUGAUUUAAAAGGUUCAAUGCGUAAUCGUAAAAUUGAUGUGGCUUCCACAUAUCAAUCGAAUAAUAGUAACAAAAAUCAAGAUGAAGAUAUGAAUACUAAUAAAAUGAUUGAUACAGAUUCAUCAUUGAAUAGUACAGCAUCGAAUAGUGAUCAAAUUCGUUCUAUGGAUAAUAGUCAAACAGCAAUUACAAAAACAACAACUACCACGAACAUGACAACAACAUCAACGGUAUUAUUGGAUGAAAAUCUUCGACAAAUUAGUAUUGCAUAUCCAUUAUAUGUACAUGUUCAUUCGAAAAUAUUCCUUAUGGAAGCUAUUGAUCGUGAUUCAGAAUUUUUGAAAAAUCAUUGUGUUAUGGAUUAUUCAUUAUUGGUUGGUUUCGAUGAAGAACAUAAUGAAUUUGUUGUCGGUAUUAUUGAUUAUGUAAGGCUAUUUGAUUGGGGAAAAAUACUUGAAAGUCGUGUGAAAAAAAUUGCCAAUGCUAUUGAUCCAACUGUUGUUCAUCCUUCGGCAUAUCAAAAACGUUUUGUAGAUGCAAUUAAUGAUUAUUUUACACAAGUUCCAGAUAAAUGGUAUCCAUUUAUGAAACUGACACCUUUAACGGGCAAACCAUUUUUACCUGAUGAUUGUAAACAACAACAACAGAAAUCAAAUUGUGAUAUAAAUGCUGAUAAUGUUUAUAAUCAAUCGAUUAUGAAAUUGAAAAUAUCAUCAACCUAAUGAUGAAACUGUGUAAAUACAAUUUCUGUCUGUGAUGCUUAAAAUAAUCGAUGAUCGAAUUUGUCAAUCCAAAUCCAUCAUCAUCAUCAUCAUCGUGGUGGUU
Molecule: messenger RNA, 5407 nt
Organism: Dermatophagoides farinae (American house dust mite)
Lineage: Eukaryota; Metazoa; Arthropoda; Arachnida; Sarcoptiformes; Pyroglyphidae
Source: RefSeq, a predicted model, not a curated record